Molecule: messenger RNA, 1504 nt
Organism: Tribolium castaneum (red flour beetle)
Lineage: Eukaryota; Metazoa; Arthropoda; Insecta; Coleoptera; Tenebrionidae
Product: sterol O-acyltransferase 1
Exons: 6
Coding region: 134-1477 (447 amino acids)
Biological process (GO): cholesterol metabolic process
Cellular component (GO): endoplasmic reticulum membrane
Source: RefSeq, a predicted model, not a curated record
GGCAGUAAUGCCGGUGUUUCUUCUAACGUUAUUGUUAUCACUUAUCAGUCGUCUACUGGCCGCCACUAGUUUAUGAAUCUCAAUAAAAUCCGAGAUAAUUUUUUGUGAUUAGUUCCGUGUGUUCACAUGUGCCAUGUCUUCGAGUUCGAAUAACAACACGAAAAUUAAAAGUAAACAGUUUGAAAAGGUCUUUAAAAUACGCAAUUCUCCAUUGACGGACCGCUUUGAAAACAGUGAAGAUAUCAAAACAAUUUAUAAUUUGUUCGCUAUAAUUCUUAUCAGCUUGUUGACCAACACUGUAAUACAUGAUUACUCUAAGACCGGCCAGUUACAUUUCGGGUUGAGGCUCAUUGUGAGAGGAUUUAAUAAAUUUGGCUGGGUUGUGGUCAUUUGGGCUAUUUUCAAUAUUUUGGCCUUCGUGCUAUACAGCGUGUUCAAGUUCUGGGCCAAAAUUUAUCUACUUUUACAACCAAAAACCCAAAAAUUCUGGAACCGAAUAUGGAUCACAAUCCUGACUUUAUACUACAUCCUUUCGCUCUACUCCGUGCAAAAAGUGGUCAGUUUAAUGGAUUUUGCGCCCGGAUCUGCUGCCGUUUUAUUCCUCGAAGAAGUCCGACUUUUAAUGAAACAACAUGCUUUCAUCCGUACAAACGCCCCCAAAAUCAGCGAAUACAAGCCCCACAGCGACACUAAACUAACCCUCCCUACGUUCAAAAAAUUCAUUUACUUCCUUUUCGCCCCUACAUUUGUCUACAGGGAUGAAUACCCCCGGACCCGCACAAUACGUUGGCGUUUCGUUUUUUACAAUUUAGGGGAAGUUUUGAGCAUAAUUUGGCUGUUAAGCCUCGUUGUAGAGCGAUUCCUUGUACCCCCAUUCGAGGACAUUUGCAUCAGGAAAUACACUUUAAGCGAGAUUCUAAUUCCAGUGGUGGCAAACUCGUUCCCCGGAAUUCUAUUCAUGUUGUGUGGCUUUUACUCGGUUUUGCACUCGUUUCAAAAUGCUUUCGCUGAAAUGCUCACAUUCGGGGACCGAUUAUUUUACAAGGAGUGGUGGACCUCACGUUCGCUUUCGGAAUACUACCGGACAUGGAACGUAGUAGUGCACGAUUGGUUAUUUAUUUACAUCUACAAAGACGUUUACGAAAUGGUGAUUCCCAAGAACAAAAUGGCGGGAAAAUUGGCCGUUUUCCUAAUUUCAGCACUGAUGCAUGAAUGGAUUUUGACAAACGUUUUGAAAUUAUUCCUCCCAAUCCAAUUCAUACAAUUUUUCAUCGCGGGGGCCGUCCUAGCCCUAUUCAAUAUUCUAGACUUAUCAGUCGGCAAUUUAUUAGUCUGGUAUUUGAUGGUUUUUGGGUCGGGAAUGCAGGUUAAUUUGUACACACUUGAAUUUUUCGCACGCACAAACUGUCCUUUGGACACAAACGCGACGAUUGAUUUCUUCAAACCUAGAUUUAUCACGUGUGGUUGUGUGGAGUAGUUACAAUAAACGCUUAUUUUAUUAAAA